AUGACAUCCUCUGAUGUGCGCGACGUUCUCAACCUAGGAGACGGCUCCUCAGGCCCCCGACCGACGAAGAAGCAGAAAAUCGGACAACCAAAGCCCAACCUCAAAGGUCUGGCCAGAGAAGUGCUCAAUCUCGGCGGCGACAACCCCGUGUCGAUAAUACCAGCCUCGAACCAAUUCAAAAAGAGGCGGCUGGCGAGCCGCAAACCCGCUGCGAGGUGGGAGCUUCGACAAUUUCGCAACUCAGGGCGCGACGAUGGGUCGUUGAUUUUGCGACACUGGCGAAGGGCAGAUACCAAGGGCCUUGAUGCAUCUGGCGGCGACGGCCAACGGCCUGAGGGGCAGCAGGAUGGACAGUCGGAGAUGCAGGGACAGGAAUACGAUGAGGAUAAGAAGGAGGGUGUAGAGCGCGAGUUGGAGGAUUCCGCAUUUGCUAAGUUCAACGUGCGGAUUCAAGUGCCACAGUACUCUCAAGAUCAGUACCACGUCUCGCUGCAGAGUGACUACUGGACCAAGGAAGAAACAGAUUAUUUGAUGGAGAUGGCGAGCGAUUUCGAUCUCCGCUGGCCGCUCAUCUGGGAUCGAUACGAGUACCAGCCGCCUGCGACGAAUGGUGCGGCCGACGCGGACGGGGAUGAGAGUAAGGCCAUUGUCCCGGCUACGCGGCCUCGGUCGGUGGAGGAUCUGAAGGCGAGGUAUUACGAGGUGGCGGCGAAGAUGAUGGCGGCCCAGAAGCCAGUGCAGUACAUGACACAGCAGGAGUAUGCGCUGCAUGAGACAAUGGCGCAUUUCAACCCCAAGCAGGAGAAGCUGCGGAAGGAAUUUGCGAUGAACACCAUGUCACGGUCGAAGGAGGAGGCGAGAGAGGAAGAGUCUCUGCUGCUGGAGAUCAAACGGAUCAUGGCAAGGAAUGAGCGGUUCAAUGAGGAGAGGAGGGAAUUGUACAACCGGUUGGAUUAUCCCAGGGCAGAAACGGAUAUCAACACAUUCAAGUCGUCGGCUGGGUUGCAGACUUUGCUCCAGAAUCUCAUGACCGCUGACAAGACAAAGAAGAGAAAAUCCAUCAUGGGCACUGACAGUCCGGCCGGUGGCGCGGCCGGUGCAGCGCCAGGCGCAGCACAACCCGCAACAGCGACAGAAUCUGGCAAGCGAGACAGCGCGGCGGUGUCUAAUGCUGCUACUCGCGAGUCUACAGCUGCAACAUCAACGCCCACCGCGGCGAGCAAGAAGGCUCAGCAACAACAAGAGAAGCAACAGCCUCCUGAGCGGAGGAAGCUCAACAGCCAAGAAGAGGCAGUGUAUGGUGUUACACAUCACGACCGACUUGGUUCAGGGCCUACGUUCCGAACCGAAAAGAUCAACAAACUUUUCUCACACAAGUCCAAUCAACAACAGAUGCGUAUUAAUAAUACCCUCAACGAAUUGGAUGUCCCCGCCAAGUUGGCAAUGCCAACUUCUGCAACGACUUUGCAAUAUGAACAGCUCCUGGCUGCUGUCAAUAGUCUUCUAGACGCAAGAAAGGUGUCAGACAAACUCGAUGGCGAGAUCAAGAUCGAACAAGCCAAAAAGGCGGAGCGUGAGAGGAUCCACGGACCUCCGCCUUCUGAGAAGGGAGAUACCUCAACGAGCGGACAGACCAAGACUGAGGACGAGGUCAAAAAACCUGAUGACGGCCCCCCCUCUUCUGAAGAUCAGCCAGAUGCCGACAACAAGGCUAGUAGUGGUGAGCCAGGUGAGGACAAGGCCGAAGAUGCCGAAGAUGCCAAAGAUGGACAGACAUCGUCCGAGGAAGUUGAGAAUGCAGCGGAAGAAUCAACCCCCAAACCAGGACAAGACCAAGAGGCCACUGAAAAGCCAGUAGAUGUUGAGCGGGAACGGGAAAAGAGUGCUCGACCAGGAAGCAGCAGCGGUCUCCAUAAACGAAGUGCCAGUGUAUUGAGCACCGUGAGCGACAAGAGCGCCAAACGACAAAAGAAAUAA
Molecule: messenger RNA, 1977 nt
Organism: Pochonia chlamydosporia 170
Lineage: Eukaryota; Fungi; Ascomycota; Sordariomycetes; Hypocreales; Clavicipitaceae
Product: SWR1-complex protein 4
Exons: 1
Coding region: 1-1977 (658 amino acids)
Biological process (GO): DNA repair; chromatin remodeling; negative regulation of transcription by RNA polymerase II
Cellular component (GO): Swr1 complex; NuA4 histone acetyltransferase complex
Molecular function (GO): transcription corepressor activity
Source: RefSeq, a predicted model, not a curated record